This is a messenger RNA of Trichogramma pretiosum, 1573 nucleotides long. Its product is annotated as ras guanine nucleotide exchange factor P-like. Bases 358 to 1269 code for a protein of 303 amino acids. The record is from RefSeq and is a predicted model, not a curated record. Lineage: Eukaryota; Metazoa; Arthropoda; Insecta; Hymenoptera; Trichogrammatidae. The transcript is spliced from 2 exons.
ACUUUCCCGAGCGACUGACGCGCAUCGUGUGUUAUACAUCGCGCGACGCUUCUCGACGACUUUUGUCUCGAUCUUUGUUUCUGGUGUAUGAACGCGCGAUUAUUGUUGUCGUAUAUGUUUUCGAUGUAGCUCGAUCGUGUAUUUAUAUGUGCAUCGGUAGUAAAGUGUUGCGUUCGAGUGUCAGUAAGAAAACAGCGAAAAAAAAGAAGUCAUAAUUUAAGAUCAAAGCCGCGGGAAACGCGAUGACGUUCUAAUCGGUUUUAUGCAUUUUUUUUCUAUCGCCAAUGUGCAAUUAUUUGCAUAAGAUCGUGCCUGUGUUUUGUGUAACUCAUUGAUGCGAGCCUCCAAAGUAUAAUAAUGCGAGACGAGGCGAGCAAGAGGAAGUCGGCGUCGGGGGCAGCUUCGUUCGUGUUGCGCUUCGAUAAUCACAAAUCAUCGGUGUCGUCAUCGAAAAAUGCCGCAACACCAACAGCGACAGCAGCAGCCAGGACGAACGAAGCUACUGCCGACGAUGCGGCUGCGGUGGCGGAGGAGGAGCCGAGGGUCACGAUCGUCGACAUGCGCUCGGUAGUUGAUAAUAAUAAAACCGAUAACGGCGGCAACAAUUCGACGUUGGUGACGACCCGGGCGGACGUCUAUCGGAGCGAACAGCAGCAGCAGCAGCAGCAGCAGCAGCCGCUGCCGAGCACGUCGAGCGGAAUCAGGCACAAUUAUCACAACGGCCAGAUCAGGAGUCAACAGCAGCAGCAGGAGCAGCGUCAAGGCCGCAGCCCGGAAAAUGUUAUGACAACCACCACAGACCCGUCGAUCACGCUGCAGGACGAGCAGCGGCAGACGGGCAAAAUCACACCGUCGUCCCCGCGCUCGAAUAACUCCACGACGGAGUCGUCGAAGAGCAUGGGUGGCGGCAGCGGUGGUGGCAGCGACUCGUCGCCCCGCGACUCCGCCAGCACCAAGUCCGAGGAGCUCGAGGUGCCCGUGCUGAAGUCGACCCUGCCGAUGCCCCAGUCGGUCAUCACUCGGGUGCCCACGGCGGCGGGCGAUCACGUGGACAGCGUCGCCAAGCUGAAGAACAACCUGAACGGCGGCGGCGGCGGCGAGGAUCCGAGCGUGGAGAAGUUGCACGCGGCGGCGGGAGAGCACAACGGUCUGGGGGCUGCCGCCGGCGGUGGCGAGGACGAGGAGGAGCGCGUGGACCUCAACGACAUACCCUUCAUCGUCAAUUGCCUGUACGUGACGCAACAGUGCUGCGAGUGCAGCAUCAUGUGAGAGAGAAACACACACACACACACAUACAGACAGUGCGCGCGAGAAAGAGCAGGCAAACAAAUGUUAAUCGUUUUCACACGGAUUUAUUGUACAAUAGUUGAAAAAAGAAGAAGUCUAAUAUAAUAUUUUAUAUUUUAUAAAAAUAUAAAAAAAUCUAGAUAAAUUUAAGUUUAAUGAAAAAAAAGUAAGAACGUUCGUCGCGCUCCACAGCGUGUAUAGCUUAUUUUUAUACAUACAAGAAUAUUUUAUACCUAUAAAUAUUUAUAUAUUUAAGUGAAAUACAAUAAGAAGCUUAUUAAGUACA